Messenger RNA from Ochotona princeps (American pika), 2883 nucleotides. RefSeq names its product WD repeat and FYVE domain containing 1 (gene WDFY1). Bases 108 to 1340 code for a protein of 410 amino acids. Lineage: Eukaryota; Metazoa; Chordata; Mammalia; Lagomorpha; Ochotonidae. The transcript is spliced from 12 exons. Gene Ontology annotation, molecular function: metal ion binding; protein binding. The record is from RefSeq and is a predicted model, not a curated record.
UUACGGCGGCGCGGCGCCCACGCGUCCCGGGUAGUCCGGGACAACCGGCGCGUCCCCGCCCGCCCGCCGUCAGCUGCUGGGCCGCCCGCCCGACAGGCCGCGCGAACAUGGCGGCCGAGAUCCACUCCAGGCCGCAGAGCAGCCGCCCGGUGCUGCUGAGCAAGAUCGAGGGCCACCAGGACGCCGUCACGGCCGCGCUGCUCAUCCCCAAGGAGGACGGCGUCAUUACCGCCAGCGAGGACAGAACCAUCCGAGUAUGGCUGAAAAGAGACAGCGGUCAGUACUGGCCCAGCAUUUACCACACCAUGGCCUCCCCUUGCUCCACCAUGGCUUACCAUCACGACAGCAGACGCAUAUUUGUGGGCCAGGAUAACGGAGCCAUGAUGGAAUUUCAUGUUUCUGAAGAUUUUAACAAGAUGAACUUUAUCAAGACCUACCCAGCUCAUCAGAACCGGGUGACUGCAAUUAUCUUCAGCUUGGCCACGGAGUGGGUGAUCAGCACCGGUCACGACAAGUGUGUCAGCUGGAUGUGCACCCGCAGUGGGAACAUGCUGGGGCAGCAUUUCUUCACUUCCUGGGCGUCAUGUCUACAGUAUGAUCAUGACACUCAGUAUGCUUUUGUUGGCGACUAUUCCGGGCAGAUCACCCUGCUGAAGCUGGAGCGGAACUCCUGUUCAGUUAUUACAACACUCAAGGGACAUGAAGGUAGCAUCGCCUGCCUGUGGUGGGACCCCAUUCAGCGGUUACUCUUCUCAGGAGCAUCUGACAACAGCAUCAUCAUGUGGGACAUCGGAGGCAGGAAAGGCCGGACGCUCUUGCUUCAGGGUCAUCAUGACAGGGUACAGUCGCUGUGCUACCUGCAGCUCACGAGGCAGCUGGUCUCCUGUUCUUCAGAUGGUGGGAUCGCGGUCUGGAACAUGGACGUUAGCAGAGAGGAGGCUCCUCAGUGGCUGGAGAGCGACUCUUGUCAGAAAUGUGAGCAGCCCUUUUUCUGGAACAUAAAGCAGAUGUGGGACACAAAGACGUUGGGGAUGCGACAGCACCACUGCAGGAAAUGCGGGCAGGCUGUCUGUGGGAAGUGCAGCAGCAAGCGUUCCAGCUACCCCGUCAUGGGCUUCGAGUUCCAGGUCCGGGUCUGUGAUUCCUGCUAUGACUCCAUCAAAGACGAAGAUCGGACUUCUCUAGCAACCUUUCAUGAAGGAAAACAUAACAUUUCCCAUAUGUCUAUGGACGUUGCUAGGGGACUAAUGGUGACCUGUGGGACCGAUCGUGUGGUGAAGAUAUGGGACAUGACACCUGUGGUGGGCUGCAGCCUGGCAACUGGAUUUUCUCCGCAUUGAUCCGGGAGCUGGGCACGUCUACACCCUAUGAGCAGCAACCUCUGCCAAAAGAAACUUCCCAUGUGGCCCCACGGUCCCUGUCAUGUGAAUGGACGCUAGCCACUUAAAACAGUCCACACUUAAAAAAAAACUGUAAAGGUGUGUCUUUGGGGACAUCUGUGGAACCUCCCCAUGGGGACUGUGGUGGGAACAGUCCUGCAGUGGUUCCCCGUGGAGUGGGAGCUCUUCAAGGAGGCUUCCUCCUGAGCAGGGAGCUGAUACAUAAUCAAAGAAUCCCCUAAGCAAUGAGGGUGUUAGAGGGGGACGCGUUGAACAGAAACAUUAAUAUUUGGGACUUCCUUAAAGCAGUCCCGAGUGCAAACUCACUGGCACUCAGACCAGCAGGCAUCCCAACUCUCCACAGCUCUCUCGUCCGGGCAGGAAUGGUCCGCAGGAGGACUGAACCUCACUUUCCUGAGGGGUGACAAUAGGAACUUAAGAAACCAGAGAUUCCUCCUGAUAUGCUGGCUGGGAAAGAAUAUUCUCUACACUUAGUUAACCACAAACUUCUCAAAGCUACCUGCUUUCUCCAAGUAGUGCCAUGGUCUCCACCUAGCAUUUGUUUGCUUUACUUGUUCCGUUCCCAGCCGGUGUGCCAUCCAUGGGCAAACCGUUCCAGUUUUAAGUUGUGAAAUUUCUAGAAUGCUGGCAGCCCAUAUUCUUUCCUUUCCCCUAAAUGUGCUUUGAGGGCAAAUAUUUUCUAUGGUGCUGUUUUCCCUGGAGUCAUGUGAACCGCCUGACUUCUUCUCACUGCAGUGGGAAGGACUGAUGGUACGUACAGCUGAGGGGAAAUGACCAGUGUGUUCCGUGAACUUGUCCAGCACUCCUGACACCUAUGUCUGGCUCCACGUGAGCAGCCACUCCAAAGCUUUUAAGCAAUGUUGACAUUAGUGGUAACUAGCAUUAUUUGUGUCUGGUGGAAGGAAAUUGGUGACCCAGACUCUGCGACCAUAAAUCACAUUGUGCAGAGUUGCUGCUAAAUCAUUGCUUUCUUGGCAUAAGUUGUCCAAAAUGGCAUUCUUUGAAGCCUUUUGCCACAGAGCACCACGAUGAGGAAGAACUGGGCAAUGGCGAGCCUAUUUUUUUAAUAUCAAAUAUUUAUGUAUGUGUGUGGGAUUUUUUUUUUUAAAUAACAGUAAAUGUAUCAUUAAUUUAGGGCUAUGGAAGUGAGUGAAGAAGAGUCUGCUUUUUAAAAUAACAAAAGUGCGUGUAUCAACAGUAUUUUUGUUAGUCUUACUAAUGGAUAUUGGUUUAAAAAAAUGAACCCUACUGCACCAGUGGAUUGGGAUCACACCGAGACAGCAUGAUUAGUUUAUAAGAUGAAACCAGGGGACUGAAUCUGUUUUAUAUACCAUUUCCUUAAAGGGACUGAAAAGCUUAUGAAAGACACAAUAAGAUGUCUUAAGGGCUACGGGGCCUGGAUGAUUUGAAAAGAGAAGGCAGCCAGGCACAUCAUGUUCUGGAUCAAUCGACCUUAAAAGUUGGUUUAUCUUCAAAAAAAUAA